GGCACUUAUCCAGAAUAAGCUUAUCGAUAAGGAACUUUGGUCAAGAGCGCCAAGACUUCCAUCCCCAAAACUUUUCUUUCCGCACAGCGAACUAGCCAUCUUCACCUCACUCCUUCAGCAGAAGAAAAGGGCACUAUGAUGUUGAGAGAAGUAAAGCCCAAGACCGCCCGUGCGGCACGCAUUCUCAAGGCCCGAGAACCGCAGCUCAUCGAGCCCGCGAAGCGCACUCUUUUGCUACAUGGCACGAAAUGUCCUACUCCUCUACACACUGUUCUGAAGACUAUCCAUGGACUUACCCAGCCUAAUUCGAUCCUGUUUCAUAAGAAGAAUGAGAAUAUCCACCCAUUUGAGAAUGUGGAGAGCCUCGAAUUCCUUGCCAACAAGAACGAGUGUGGUGUCGUGGUCUUUGGGAGCAGUAGCAAGAAGCGUCCCAACUGUGUGACGAUUGCGAGAAUAUUCAAUGCGAAAAUUUUGGAUAUGUGUGAACUGAUGCUGCUGCCGCCGCAAGAUGAGGGCGCUGUCCCGCCUCCAAAUGCCUUGAAGAUGAACAUCGGUGUCGGACUGAAGCCCAUGAUGCUGUUCGCUGGUAGCGCCUGGGAGGAUUCGACUGCCGCCAACUACGCGAUGGUGAAGAGCAUGCUGCUGGAUAUUUUCAGAGGAGAGGAAACGGACAAGAUCGAUGUGGAGGGUUUGCAGUACAUCUUGAUGGUUGGCGCUGAGGAACCUGUUGAGGGUACUGCGCCCGUGAUCCACCUGCGGUGGUAUAAGAUUCGCACAAAGAAGAGUGGUCAGAAAUUGCCCCGUGUUGAGCUGGAUGAGAUAGGUCCCAAGUUCGAUUUCAAGAUCGGCCGUAUCCGUGAAGCGGAGCCAGAUGCCAUGAAAGCGGCGAUGAAGCAAGGCAGGAAGCCGAACGAGGAAAGAACAAAGAAGAACAUCAGCAUGGAUUCCAUCGGUGACAAAGUCGGCAGAGUGCACCUGGGCAAGCAGGAUCUUGGUGGUCUGCAGACGAGGAAGAUGAAGGGUCUCAAGAGACGCGCUGGAAUCGAUUCUGACGACGAAGGCGACGCUGAUAUGAUGGAUGUGGACGAGGUCUCAGAUGACGAGGGAAGAAAGAGAGCGAGAACAGGCUAGAGCCCACAUAUGGGACUCGAUUCUGUUUCUUAGCACGGCGUUAUGGUUGGUUUGGGCCACGCGGAAAAAUAGUUUCACUGUUUGUCAUACUAGGGUACCUGUCCAGAUGAUGCAUAUCGACCUUUCCCGAAUUAUAAAAGCAUGCUUU
Molecule: messenger RNA, 1279 nt
Organism: Paecilomyces variotii
Lineage: Eukaryota; Fungi; Ascomycota; Eurotiomycetes; Eurotiales; Thermoascaceae
Product: putative ribosome biogenesis protein
Exons: 2
Coding region: 136-1131 (331 amino acids)
Biological process (GO): maturation of LSU-rRNA from tricistronic rRNA transcript (SSU-rRNA, 5.8S rRNA, LSU-rRNA); ribosomal large subunit assembly
Cellular component (GO): nucleolus
Molecular function (GO): rRNA binding
Source: RefSeq, a predicted model, not a curated record